GCGAGUGGCUGACAGGAGGGGCCGGCAGCUCCGGCACUCCUGGCGCCCAGGCCGGCGGGCGCGCUUGCGGGGAUUCCGUUCCGCGCCGAGCUCUCGAGCGGAGUCCCGGUGUGGCCGGAGGCGGCGGCGGCGCGAUGUGCUCGGCCGGGGAGCUGCUGCGGGGCGGCGCCGGCGGCGGGGAGCUCGACGAGGACGGGGCGGCGCCGGCGGAGCGGGCGGAGGAGCGGGAGCAGCGGGCGAGCCCGCGGCGCGGGCGGCCGCAGGACGGGAGCGAGCAGGAUGUUGAAGAAUCACAAAAUCACAUUGGCGAGCCCGUUGGAGAUGACUACAAAAAGAUGGGAACACUUUUUGGUGAACUCAACAAAAACCUCCGCAACAUGGGAUUCACAAGGAUGUAUUUUGGAGAACGAAUUGUGGAACCGGUAGUGGUCAUUUUCUUUUGGCUUAUGCUAUGGUUCCUUGGCCUACAAGCCCUUGGACUAGUUGCUGUUCUUUGCCUUGUCAUCAUUUAUGUACAGCAGUAAAACAUUGGACAUUUAGUAGCAUAUAUGUAACUGAUUGAGCUAUAUACUUGGGCUUUUUGAAAGCCCAAAGAGUGUGACAUAUUUCAUACUGUGUACUGGCUGUUUUGUAAUUAAAAUUAUAAAUGAAUGUUCUUUAAAAUUCAACUUUGUUAUAACAAGGAUGAAUAUAUAUAUAUAUAUAUAUAUAUAUAUUAGCUUAUUAAAAUUCUUUUUCACUCCUGUGAUCUAUACCUACCUUUAGACACCUGCUUCCCCAUGCCCAAUCUGAACAUAACCAGACAGUGAGAGGGGAAUAGCAUGGCAUGGAGUCUCAGAGAAGCAGUGUAAUUCUUGUUAAGUUCCAAUAAAAACACUUUGAAAGAAAAUGGGAAAAGUAGCUAAGAAUAAGGUUUAAUUGGAAAACUGUUCCAGCCAUACCUCCACUGAAAAAUGCCAUUUUGGGGAGAUAUUUGUCUCUCUGUCAGCUCUCAGUAGUCCAAAACAAAGUAAAUGAUAACUGCCACAUACCGCCAUAGUGCUGUGGAAAUUAAAACCUAGCUGUUUCCUGAAACUGAAAAUAAUAUAUUUAUUAUUAUUGGUAAAGUUUUGGGGCUAAGUGUAAGUUUUUAUAUUGUUAUACUUGGACUUCAUCACAUUGUUUGUAAACUUAGAGAUGACACUGGUGCUAAUUUCUUUUUGUGGGUUUUUAUGGCUGAGUGCCUGUAAUCUUGUAUCUAGUUUGUUGCAUGUUUUCCUACAGACAUUUUCAGUGCAUUUUUCCCCAAAAGUUUAUAAUUUUAUAGUUCUUUUCUAACAAUUAUUCUAAGAUUUAAGACAAUGCAUUUCCUGUUGUGGCAUGGAGUUUUUUUUUUUUUCCAAGAGUGAUUUCUAUCUUACUUAAGAAAAAAGAAAGUCAGAUCAUUUUUCUUUGAUAUCUGUAUUUAAGAGUACAAAACUACAGAAUAACAUCACAUGUUUAAAUUUAGAACUUGAUAGCCACUUGUAAUAUUCUAGGAUUAAAGCCAACUGCCUAGCCAUGUUUUUAAUGUAUACUAUGGCUUUUUAUUAUAUUGAAACAAGAAAUUCUUUAAAUACACUUUGAAAAUGAAAAAUGA
Meriones unguiculatus (Mongolian gerbil) is the source of this 1618-nucleotide messenger RNA. It is a transcript of the gene Fam241a, whose product is annotated as family with sequence similarity 241 member A. Gene Ontology annotation, cellular component: intracellular membrane-bounded organelle. NCBI's taxonomy places the organism in Eukaryota, Metazoa, Chordata, Mammalia, Rodentia, Muridae. Bases 135 to 524 code for a protein of 129 amino acids. The record is from RefSeq and is a predicted model, not a curated record. The transcript is spliced from 2 exons.